Messenger RNA from Lipotes vexillifer (Yangtze River dolphin), 990 nucleotides. RefSeq names its product fructosamine 3 kinase related protein (gene FN3KRP). The transcript is spliced from 6 exons. The coding region runs from base 41 to 970 and encodes 309 amino acids. NCBI's taxonomy places the organism in Eukaryota, Metazoa, Chordata, Mammalia, Artiodactyla, Lipotidae. The record is from RefSeq and is a predicted model, not a curated record.
GUGCGGUCUGAGGCGGGUACGCGGCCCGGGCGCGGGCGACAUGGAGGAGCUGCUGAAACGGGAGUUGUGCUGCGGCUCCGUCAAGGCCACGGGUCACUCGGGGGGUGGGUGCAUUAGCCAGGGCCGGAGCUACGACACGGACAGAGGACGAGUGUUUGUGAAAGUGAACCCCAAGGCGGAGGCCAAAAGGAUGUUUGAAGGUGAGAUGGCAAGCUUAACUGCCAUCCUAAAGACAGGCACAGUGAAGGUGCCCAAACCCAUCAAGGUCCUCGAUGCCCCUGGAGGUGGCAGCAUGCUGGUGAUGGAGCAUUUGGACAUGCGGUAUCUGAGCAGUCAUGCUGCAAAGCUUGGAACCCAGCUGGCAGAUCUACACCUAGACAACAAGAGGCUUGGAGAGACUCUCCAGAAGGAGGCUGGCACAGUGGGGAAAGGAGGUGGGCAAGUGGAGCGGCCCUUUGUGGACCAGUUUGGCUUUGACGUGGUGACGUGCUGUGGGUACCUCCCCCAGGUGAACGACUGGCAGAGGGACUGGGUCAUGUUCUAUGCCCGGCAGCGCAUUCAGCCUCAGAUGGACCUGCUGGAACAGGGGUCUGGGGACAGGGAGGCCCGUGAGCUCUGGGCUGCUCUGCAGUUAAAGAUCCCUGACCUGUUCCAUGAUCUGGACAUCGUCCCAGCCCUGCUCCACGGAGACCUCUGGGGAGGAAACGUGGCGGAGGAUUCCUCUGGGCCCAUCAUUUUUGACCCAGCUUCCUUCUACGGCCACUCGGAGUAUGAGCUGGCAAUAGCUGGCAUGUUCGGGGGCUUCAGUGGCUCCUUUUACUCUGCCUACCACAGCAAAGUCCCCAAGGCCCCAGGCUUCGAGAAGCGCCUUAAGCUGUAUCAGCUCUUCCACUACUUGAACCACUGGAAUCACUUUGGAUCAGGGUACAGAGGGUCCUCCCUCAGCAUCAUGAGGAAUCUCAUCAAAUGAGAGCGGGAGGGAGGCCUGAG